Messenger RNA from Aspergillus aculeatinus CBS 121060, 264 nucleotides. RefSeq lists its product as uncharacterized. The record is from RefSeq and is a predicted model, not a curated record. Lineage: Eukaryota; Fungi; Ascomycota; Eurotiomycetes; Eurotiales; Aspergillaceae. The coding region runs from base 1 to 264 and encodes 87 amino acids. The transcript has 2 exons.
AUGGGUUUCGACUUCGGCGUCGGCGACUUCCUCACCGCGCUGCAGUUAGCCAAGACACUAGGCAGGCGCUUCGUCGAUGCGCCGAAUGUGUUCCAAGCGCUGUCCCAAGAGGUACAGCGCCUCUCGACUGUUCUCCGGGCCAUCGACGACCUAGACCCACAGGAUGCGCUUGAAGAUCGACAGAAACAACGGCUGAACCGAAUUUCGCGAGAGUGUGGAUAUGCGCUGGACGAGCUUUGGCGAUUUUUGGAUCAGUAUCAAUAG